AAGGGCCUAUUAUGGAUCACAACUCAACUUAGUUGAGUUGUAAUCAAGACAACUCAAUUUGAAGACAACUGCAAAAAAAAAUGGUAUUAUGGGAGACAACUUUUUUCAGUUGAGUUGACCAAAUACGUUGCCUACUUUUAUGUGCUUGUUUCGUGUCAAAAUCAGCUGUGUAAAGUAAAAUACGUAGAAAUUUCAAAAUUUUGAAUUCAGUGCAAAAUUUUAUAAAAAAGACAAAAUAAUAGGAAAUGGAGAGUUCUAUUGAUUUGUUUCUUGGAAAUUCGGAAGAAGAAAAUCCCCGGAAUGUUGCGCUGAUGAGAAAAAAUAUUCGAGAUCACUCCAAUCCAUUGGAACUUCCAAACAAAAAAUUUAUAAGUUAUUUUAGACUCAACAAAGACGCAUUUGUUUAUGUGCUAAAUGAAAUCAAAGAUCAUUUGAAACAACCACAGCGUUCCUCCGCAAUCCCACCAAUUUUCAAACUCUGCACUGCCCUACGUUUCAUGGCAGAAGGAAGUUACCAAAAGUGCAGUGGUAAUGAUUUUAAUUUAGGCCUUGCUCAGCCAACAGUUUCGGUAGUGUUAAAAGAAGUGCUAGAAGUAGUAGAAGAACUUAUCUGUCCACAAUGGCUUAAGGCUCGUAUGACAAAUGAUGAGAUGAAUUUAUUAAAAAUUCAUUUUUUACCAGAAAACCAGAUUUCCUGGAGUAAUAGGAUGCAUCGAUGGAACUCAUGUUCGAAUCAUAGCACCAAAAAAAAUCUUCAACAUCUCUAUUUAAAUAGAAAAGGUUACUACAGUCUGAAUGUCAUGAUUGUAAGUGUAUAUGCCAUCUUUAGCAUUUUGAAUUGGGCAGGUUUAGCUAUUUUUAAUCAAAAAAAUUAUUUUCUUUCAGAUGUUUAUAUUAUUAUUUGUAAAACUUACAUUUUUUUCUCCAUUUUCUUAAAAAAAUUGGUUUUCAAUGAACUGUUGAUGCCUACCGUUAUUUUUUUGUACACACAAAUGCACUACACAACUAGUAAAUAUCAGUUGCUCAAUUUUGACAACAAUCACAACUGAGAGACAACUCAACUGGCUUACAUAAUACCCCGAACACAUUUAAAAAGUCAACCAUUUUUUAGUUGACUACUGGUUGACUUGUGACAGUCAACUAGUUGUGAUCGGUAAUACCGAUUGCCGGAUUACAACUCAACUUUGUUCUUAGUUGUCUUACAUAAUAGGCCCU
Eupeodes corollae is the source of this 1215-nucleotide messenger RNA. RefSeq lists its product as uncharacterized. NCBI's taxonomy places the organism in Eukaryota, Metazoa, Arthropoda, Insecta, Diptera, Syrphidae. Bases 246 to 1049 code for a protein of 267 amino acids. The transcript is spliced from 2 exons. The record is from RefSeq and is a predicted model, not a curated record.